Diuraphis noxia (Russian wheat aphid) is the source of this 354-nucleotide messenger RNA. It is a transcript of the gene ebo, whose product is annotated as exportin ellipsoid body open. The record is from RefSeq and is a predicted model, not a curated record. Gene Ontology annotation, biological process: protein export from nucleus. Gene Ontology annotation, molecular function: nuclear export signal receptor activity. NCBI's taxonomy places the organism in Eukaryota, Metazoa, Arthropoda, Insecta, Hemiptera, Aphididae.
GGACAAACUGAAUGCCAAAUAUUUUUGAAUAAAAACAUUGAAAUUAUAUCGAACGUAGCUCAUCUCUAUCCAGUUAUUGCUGUGCCUGUGGUCGAUAAUUGGAAAGUAUACAUAAAUGAUUAUAUAACUAUACUGAAUUCACCCAUGUUAUUGGAAAACUUUAAGGAUUCCAAGUGUAUGUUCUUAGUUCCAUCAACAAGGACUUUAACUAGCCUAAGUGGCUAUUACGAAGAUUCUAUGAAAAUUGCRAUUACAAAAAUGCUCAACGACAUUGCGAUUCAAGGUGUCGCUACAACACCGCUUUAUCAAUUGCCUGUAUCACAAUCAACCACAAAAACUCUGAUUCAAAUGUAA